CUGAAUUGAUCGACAACGUAAACAUCGUUAAAUUCAUUUGGCAAACGCUCUUCUUGACGAUUGAUUGUAUUUCAUGUCGGUCUACUCUGUCGCAAAUCUGUUUCGGGCUAGUUGUUUUAUACAGGCUUCGACUUUUCGUAACACCAGCAGGGCCAGGGUGAUACGUAAUCUUGCCUUUCGAAGACGAAAUUUGGCGUCUAGCGUCUGUGAGUCACUGAGUGUGACACGCUGACUUUCUGUUCUAAAAAUUCUCUGAGACUGAGUCUGAGUCGACGUCGGCGAUGACAGACACUGCACUGUGAAUGUGACUCACUUGCUUUUCAGACCCCGUGUCUUCACCAUGGAAUCUUGCCACUGUAUUACAACCACUUGUAUCCUGCUUCUACUAACUCUACAUUUAUCUUUUUGCAAAGCUGCCACACCAUGUCAUGAACAGCGCUUUCCAGGAGGGGAUACGUUUGUAUGUGUUUGUAACUCCACCUACUGCGACACGGUAGACAACUAUGAGCCACUCCAGUCUGGCUUCUAUACGGUCUAUACCUCUAGUAAUACAACAGGAGAUCGUCUGGCAAAGAGGACGUAUCCAAUCUCAAAGUCAUCCAACUCUUCAGGUUCAGCCAUUACAAUCAAGAUUGAUAAAUCCACCUUAUACCAGUCAGUGAUCGGGUUUGGAGGAGCUACUACUGAUGCUGCAGCCAUCAAUGCAUUCAACCUCUCUCAAAGUAGCAGACAGAACCUCAUCAAGUCAUACUUCUCUCCAAAUGGUAUUGAGUAUACUGUAAGCCGUGUUCCCAUUGGCUGUACUGAUUUAUCUACUCAUUACUACACUUAUGAUGAUCACCCAGGGGACUUUAAUCUUCUCAACUUUUCAUUAGCUAAAGAGGACCUCAGUUACAAGAUCCCUUUCCUUCAAGAAGCGAUGAAUGUAUCUGGUCGUGAUAUCAAGUUCUAUGGGAGCCCCUGGUCCCCUCCUGUGUGGAUGAAAACCAAUAACGAUUACCAUGGAGCAGGUCAGAUCAUUGGCAAUCCCGGGGAAAAAUACUUCAAAACUUGGGCAAACUAUUUUGUCAGGUUUCUGCAGGAAUACGGUAAGCACAAUGUGACUUUCUGGGGUGUGACGGUGGAGAAUGAACCGAUGGCAGGAGGAAUCAAGGAUUACCAUAUUCCAUCCUGUUUUUUUACCCCUGAGAUGGAAAGGGAUUUCAUCAAGCUCGACCUUGGACCUACUUUACGCGCCAAUGGCUUCGAAGACCUCAAGAUAAUGAUGCUUGAUGAUCAGAGAUUUGAAUUACCUGGAUGGCCUGAAGUUGUACUGUCUGAUGAUGAUGCCAAGGCCUAUGUCUCGGGUAUAGGUAUCCAUUGGUAUUGGGAUAAGGACAUUCCUCCCCUCAAGCUAGACCUGACGCACAUGUACUACCCAGAUUACUUCAUGCUCUACACAGAGUCCUGCUAUGGAGGGCAUCCCAUCUUAGGCACCUGGGCACAAGGUCAGGGCUACAGUCAGAGUAUCAUUGAGAACAUGAACCAUUGGGUGUCAGGGUGGGUUGAUUGGAACAUGGCUCUUAAUCUUCAAGGUGGACCAACCUUCAUUGGAAAUUUCCUCAAUGCUCCUAUCAUUGUGGAUGCAGAGAAAGAUGUCUUCUACAAACAACCCACAUUCUAUCACCUUGGACACUUCAGCAAAUUUAUUGUUCCUGACUCUCAUCGUAUACACCACACGGUGGAUUCAGACACGGAGGUGUUAAGCAUUGCAUUCCAGCUACCAGAUAAGCACACCUAUGCAGUAAUCCUUCUAAACCAGGAAGAUCAAGGUGUGGAUGUGACGAUAUCUGACCCUGAUGUUGGGUACAUCAAUGCUAGGAUACCAGGACAAUCUAUCCAGACCUACCUCUGGAGUGACAACUAAAAUCAUUGCAGGAUCCAACCUUGCACCAGGGUUUGCAUCAAACCCAGGGCCAUAAAAGAAAUUGUCUUCGCUGUCCAUACGCUCAGUUAUCUGGCUGCCCUCAAAAUUCUCUCUUUACUGACUGUGAUUCUAAGGUGAUUUCUCAUAAUUCUUAGCCCUCCCAAGUGAUUUUAUGCUGCGAGGGUUUCCUAUUACAGACAACUACUUUAUCAGUCAUAAUGUCCCAAUGUUAGGACAAAAUUAUUUGUAAAUUAUUGCAGGGUCAUAUUUGUCUGUUUGUCCUGUGCAUUAUGUAACACAAGACUGCAAGAUAACGUUCCAAGGCGGUGACAUCAACCAUGAAAUGAUGGGGAUCAUGCACCUUUAAAUCUAAAUCAGAAUGUGAAAAGUAGUAAGGAAAACAAACAUGGUGUUAGAAUGCUCAGAAAAGGAUUCAAGCACAUGAGAUCAAUACAACUGGAUAGGCACUUUUUUCUUUUGUUCAUGUGUCGUCUCUUGUCGAUAAAUGCAUGCCAUCAUUGGUGACAGCAGUCCAUUGAAGCUGACCAAAAUUUAAUGGGUGUAUUUCCAAUCGACUUAAAGUGUUUCUAUUCACUAACAAAGGUGAAUCAGCAUUGAUGAUAAUUGAAUUCAACUGGUAAAUGGUGGUAAUAGUAUUCCCAUCAACUCACAACAUUUUUAUUCCAGACAAAAGCAAGUCUGCAUUGUUCAAAGUAGUCCAUUCUAGCUGGUAAAUUAUUAAUGGCAGGAUUUCAAGCAACUCAAAUUAUUGGGUGUUCGAGUCAACUCUAAAUGUUGAGUGUUCCAGUCAAUUAAAAAUGUUGGGUGUUCCAGUCAACUCAAAAUAUUAGGUGUUCUAGUCAACUCAAAAUGUUGGGUGUUCCAGUCAACUCAAAAUGUUGGGUGUUCCAGUCAACUCAAAAUGUUGGGUGUUCCAGUCAACUAAAAAUGUUGGGUGUUCCAGUCAACUCUAAAUGUUGGUGUUCCAGUCAACUCAAAAUGUUGGUGUUCCAGUCAACUUAAAAUGUUGGUGUUCCAGUCAACUUAAAAUGUUGGUGUUCCAGUCAACUCAAAAUGUUGGUGUCCCAGUCAACUCAAAAUGUUGGGUGUUCCAGUCAACUAAAAAUGUUGGGUGUUCCAGUCAACUCAAAAUAUUGGUGUUCCAGUCAACUCAAAAUGUUGGGUGUUCCAGUCAACUAAAAAUGUUGGGUGUUCCAGUCAACUCAAAAUAUUGGGUGUUCCAGUCAACUCAAAAUGUUUGGUGUUCCAGUCAACUCAAAAUGCUGGGUGUUCCAGUCAACUCAAAAUGUUGGGUGUUCCAGUCAACUAAAAAUGUUGGGUGUUCCAGUCAACUCAAAAUAUUGGUGUUCCAGUCAACUAAAAAUAUUGGUGUUCCAGUCAACUCAAAAUCUCUCUACCCCAAUGAAAAAGCAAACCAACAUUGGUGCAUAUGUGCCUAGUAAUACCGAUUUUCUGUAUUUCGUACAGUAAUCAAAAUACCGGAGUACCCUUUUACAUGGUAAAAUAUGGAGAUAGAAACAUUCUAUUUUGAGACUUGGGUAACGUCCAUUUAGUCAUUUAUGUUGUGAUUGUUUAGUGUUACCUUCUGUGUUGGCAUGGAAAUGUGAGUCCUAGUUGUGAUCCGGGAUCAUUUUUUUUUUGUAAUCUACCUUAAUAUAUCCUUAGGAAGUGAUUUAUUAUUUUUCCAAAAGACUGUUUCAUUUCUUGCCUUCAUCUCUAUUUGAAUACAAGACAGGAAUGUGGCCUAGCUGCCACCAUAGCCCAGCCGCGCUGCGCUAAUGAAAUAGGGUUUUAGGGGGACCAUGUGGAAAAAUGCAGAUUUUUUUGCCAAAGUACUAAUUUUUAGGUGGAAGAAUUCUGAAAUUGUAAAAUAAAUCUUGGCAGCUCUGUUGGUGACGAUUUUUAAUUCCUUUGUAGCUGGUAAAUGAUUAAUAAUGGUGUUCCAAUCAACUCAAAAUACAGCUUACAUGUAUGUUUAUUUUUUAUCUCAAUUUUUAUACACCAUAAGAUUGGUUCAUUUCGUUGUGAUUGUACUUUAUCGAAGAAUGUAUCUUUAUGAGUAAUCUAAUGGAAUGUACGAUUGAAAGUAUAAUUUUGUACUUACACUUUAGUUAAUAUUUUUACUGUACAAUGUAUAUAUCAUACUUCAUUUUUAAUCUAGAGAUAUGAUACAUAUAUUUCUAUUAUAUUUCUAGAUGAGAUUGUAUUGUAUCAACGAAAAUGAAUUGAUUAACAUGCACAAUUAUUACAGGGUUAAUAUUUUGCAUUAAUAUGUGAAACAGUGAUACAGAUAAAUACAUGUGUACAGAUGAAUACAUAUUCACAGGUGAGCAAGGCUCUGUGAGCUUAUGUUCUAAACCCACUUUUUAUCAUAUGUAUCUAGAUUGAUUUCUGUGAUAGUUUCGCUCUUUGAAAUUGGUUAUGAAGGGUGAUUGGGAAUUUCAUUCUGAAAUUGUCCCUACAUGUCUACUUUUCCAUUGGCUUUGGUAAUUUAUUUUUGAUGUUAUAGAGCAGUGUAUGCUUACCAAAAAAUUAUUUCAAUCAUGUCUUUCAUCCCCUACAUCUGUUGACUUUGGAAUGAAGCAUUGGCGAUAAUGUAUAUUUUAAUACAUGACAUUUUCCCUUGAAUUGCUGAAUUUUUUAUUUUCCUCUACAUGUGAUUUAUCAUCAUAUUUAUGUUUUUUUGCACUUUUAUACAUUAUACAUUAAUAUAUUGAUUGUGAUUAAUAUUUCUUUUUUAUGAAUAUUUCUAUACAGUUUCAUAUAUGUUAUGGAUUUACAUCUUUUUUUGGUUGUGAUUGAUGUUCUAAAUUACAUGUAAAGCAUUUACCUUUUGAGUAAUCUAAAGAUCCUAUGAAAUACAGCAAAGAUGCUGAUUUAUUUGGUAGCUUAGUGGUUACUAACUAUGAUUCCAUCAAAAUUUUACCCGAAAACAUCCCGCAUCAGGUUCAAAGGCAGUUUUAUGUUGAAAAUUGAGCCAAAUUCGCCCCGCCCACAAAAUUUCAGCCCAAUUUGGUUUCGUAUAUCACAUGACAAUUAUGACGUCAGGGAAGGAAGCUGCUGAGUGUUGCUGACCUUUAGAGCGUGAAGUGUCUAUU
Molecule: messenger RNA, 5025 nt
Organism: Lytechinus variegatus (green sea urchin)
Lineage: Eukaryota; Metazoa; Echinodermata; Echinoidea; Temnopleuroida; Toxopneustidae
Product: lysosomal acid glucosylceramidase-like
Exons: 11
Coding region: 341-1906 (521 amino acids)
Biological process (GO): glucosylceramide catabolic process
Molecular function (GO): glucosylceramidase activity
Source: RefSeq, a predicted model, not a curated record